Molecule: messenger RNA, 4331 nt
Organism: Bactrocera latifrons
Lineage: Eukaryota; Metazoa; Arthropoda; Insecta; Diptera; Tephritidae
Exons: 15
Coding region: 104-4315 (1403 amino acids)
Cellular component (GO): membrane; endoplasmic reticulum
Molecular function (GO): long-chain fatty acid-CoA ligase activity
Source: RefSeq, a predicted model, not a curated record
UAAAGCUUAUUCAAUAAGAUUCUUAAAACAAAAUCCGCAUUUAUUUAAGUUACUUUGUGAUAAAAGGAGGAAGUACAGUUCAAAGUGGAAGCUGUUAUGCGCAAUGUCGGAAGGAGCUGAAGAAUAUACCAUAUUAAACCGUCUGAAACUCGCUACCAGUUUCGUAUCAACGAGUUUUUCGGAGCCCGUACGUCUGCGCAUUGGCAAGCAGGGUCUCACAGCGGCAGCACCGCAGACCAUACCACAACUSUUUCGUGAUUGUUGUCAGCGUUUUCCACACUCGCCAGCGUUGGCUUAUGAGCGGUAUAACAACAAAAACGGAGCUCAUAYCAACAACACUUGGACGACCACAACAUAUGCAGAGUACGAGCGAAAUGUCGAGAAAGCGGCACUUGCGCUCUUGCACAUCGGGCUCACCGAGAACAGUAAUGUCUGUGUGCUGGCUCACAAUUGUCCCGAGUGGUAUUAUGUGCAGUUCGGCGCGCUACUGGUCGGUGCCGUGGUCUCGGGCAUCUAUUUGACCAGCUCGCCAGAGGCAGUCAAGCAUGCGUUGGAGGCGUCGGCUGCCACGGUUUGCGUGGUUGGCGAUGCGACGCAGUUGGCGAAGGUGUKUGCCGUAAGGACGGAGUUGCCGCUACUGCGUGCAGUUAUAUUGUUGGAAGAGAGUUAUGAGGAUAAUUUGAGAGCAGUCGGUGGCUAUUACCUGUGGUCGGACUUGAUGUCAUUGUCAUUUGAUCCCCAGCUGCGGCAAGAAUUGUUCYUUAAAGAGAAACAGAUCGCGGCGAAUCAAUGCGCAUUACUCAUUUUUACGUCUGGCACAACGGGACUUCCGAAAGUAGUAAUGCUUUCUCACGAUGCCAUCGUAUCAAAUAUUAAAUUUUGUUAUGCAACCGUUGGACCUUUUAGGARGGAGCCAGGUGUAACAAUGUCGUAUUUGCCGCUAAAUCACGUCGCCGCACAACUCUUCGAAGUUUUGAUGCCUUUGCUAUGCGGAGAUUGUGUCUAUUUCGCGGAUCGAGAUGCGCUGAAAGGAAAAUUGAUAAAAAACUUACGAAUUGCGCAGCCAACGCGUUUAUUUGGCGUACCACGCGUUUACGAGAAAAUACAAGAAGAACUGCUGGUAGCCGAAGCGAACUCCUCGUACUUGUGKCGCUUGCUCUCGAGUUGGGCCAAGCGAGUCUUAUUGAAGAGCUAUUUCUGCAAUGCCGAUGGCCUUGAACCAAAGAGGACCCUCAGUUACAUAUGCGCUUCAUUGAUCGUGCGUAAGUUUAAAGCUCAAGUCGGCCUCGGUCGCUGCGCUUACCUUUGGGCUGGCGGUGCUCCAUUAUCGGCGCAAGCGAAGAAGUACUUCCUCAGCAUGGACAUACCGGUCGCUGAUAUGUUCGGUGCUUCGGAGGCAGGAGGUGCUAUGACAAUAACACGCAGCUAUUGUCAUUUGGAGAGUAGUGGCAGAGUAAUGUUAGGAAUCGAAGUUAAGAUCGAUAAGCCGAAUGAGCAGGGRCAGGGAGAGAUUUGCCUACGCGGACGAUGUAUAAUGAUGGGUUACCUUAACAACGAGGAGAAGACCCACGAAUGCAUCGACUCAGAUGGUUGGAUGCAUAGUGGGGAUGUGGGGCACUUGAGUACUGACGGCUGCCUACAUAUUACCGGACGCAUAAAGGAUAUUGUGAUUACCGCAGGCGGGGAGAAUAUACCACCUUUAUAUAUUGAGAACCGCAUCAAAGCCGAACUACCAUGUGUCAGUAACGCGUUGGUGGUGGGCGAUAAAAGAAAGUUCUUGGUUGUACUACUAACACUGAAAACGGACAUUGACAACGCCACUGGCUUACCGUUUGACACUCUGCAUUUGGAUACUGUCUCUUGGUUGAAGUCGCUUGACAUUCACCAAACGCGCUUGUCGGAAGUUCUWAAUAUACCGGCGUUUACACCGAGCUUUGACUAUAAAGGAUCAGUUAUUAAGCCGAACCAAAAGGUUGUUGCGGCUGUAGAAGCUGGUUUGACUCGUGCCAACAAAAAUGCUUUAUCACGUGCCCAAAGGGUUCAGAAAUUCGCAUUAUUGCCUCAUGACUUCACAGUGCCAACAGGCGAGUUAGGUCCCACUUUGAAGUCGCGACGUGCUUUCAUUUGCGAGAAAUAUGCGGAUAUAAUAGAAGAGUUGUAUAAGGAAAGCAGUAGAUUGACCAAAAAGGAGAGAAAGAAACCCGCAAAUAUAAAGACCUUGAAAUACCGAUUUAAACCAGCUGUUGUUAUGGGUGACGCACAGACUUUACAACUUUUGUCAGCCACUAACCUCAAAGAUGCCACCAGCUACACAUCCACAUCUCUAACGGAACCGGUAAAGCUACGCGUUACCGCAGGCGACUUGGCGUCGACUCCGCCUCAAACCAUACCACAAUUUUUCCACGAAAUAUGCCAAAAGUAUGCGAAUUUGCCCGCACUUUACCAUGCCCACAAUGCAAACAAUGACGGUGACGGUGCGAGUUCGAAAUCUGGGAGAAUGGUUACUUAUGCAGAAUAUGAGCAAAAUGCGGAGCAGGUUGCGCUCGCUCUAAUGUAUGUAGGUCUACGUCCGCGCACCGCAGUCGGCAUACUCGCCUUCAAUUGUCCGGAAUGGCUUUACACCGAAAUGAGAGCUUUGCGCGCUGGUGGCAUUGUGACCGGCAUAUAUCUGACCAGUUCGCCGAAAGCAGUGCGUCAUGUGCUCGGAACGGCGGAAGCGACCGUUUGUGUGGUGGACAACGCCAAGCAGAUGGCAAAGGUGCGCCAAGUCAAAGGAAGUUUGCCACAUUUGCGCGCCGUUAUUCAGCUCUUUGGACCUUUUGAUGAGUUUGUGGGCAGCGUUGAAGGGUAUUAUCGUUGGGACGACUUGAUUACUAUGAAAUUCGAUGCACAGCUGAAAGCUGAACUAAUCGAGCGCGAACGAGAUCAGGCGGCUAAUGAAUGUGCCAUGCUAGUUUUCACCUCUGGAACCGUAGGUUUGCCAAAAGCAGUUAUGCUAUCGCAUGACAAUAUUCUGGCUAAUUCGAAAUCUGCUACCUUUCACAGAGACUUCGCGGAUGGCAGCGAUGUAAAAGUGAGCUUUUUGCCGUUGAGCCACAUCGCAGCUCAAAAUUCCGACGUUUUCAAUAGCGCCAAUACUGGCACCUGCAUUUACUUUGCAGACAGUGAUGCCAUGCGCGGAAGCUUACAGAAAACGUUGAUUAUAGCGCGUCCUACGAGAUUCUUUGCGAUACCACGAGUUUUAGAGAAGAUGCGAGAGCGUUUGCAGCAGCAGGAGGCAGCGUCGUCGUGGCUAACGCAAGGCGUUAUGAAGUACGCACGAUGGGCAACCCUAAAAAGUUACCGAGAGCAUUCAGGGGAGGGAAAGCCGGAAUAUUCUAUCAAAUAUUGGCUAGCCUCUUUUGUUACGCACAAAAUUAAAGUUUCUUUAGGUCUCGAUCGUUGUAAAUUGAUAAACGCCGGUGGCGCACCUGUUUCCGCCGACCUAAAGACAUUUUUUAUUAGCAUAGAUCUACCGAUACUUGAGACUUAUGGCCUCUCCGAAGUUUCCGGUGGCUCUACGAUAACUUCAGAAGCACUACAAAUUAAUGGAGCUGGAAAACCUUACCCAGGCUUAGAAGUAAAAAUCGAAAAGAUCGACCAGGAAGGUCGAAACGAGAUCUGCUUUCGUGGUCGCUACAUAUUUAUGGGUUAUUUGAACGAACCACAGGAAACAAAGAAAGCUAUCGACGCAGACGGCUGGUUUCACACGGGCGAUAGCGGUUAUCUAAACGAAUCUGGCGAUAUCAUAAUAACGGGCCGCUUAAAGGAGCUGAUUGUCACAGCUGGCGGUGAGAAUAUACCGCCGGUGUACGUUGAAAACCUACUAAAGAAGGAGUUACCUUGUGUGAGCAAUGCCAUACUUGUUGGCGAUAAACGAAAAUAUCUCGCUAUACUUCUGACAAUCAAGACCGAUAUGGAUGUUAAUACUGGAAGGCCCUUGGACACCUUACAGCCAGUUGCCAUCGAAUGGUUUAAGUCUCUGGGCUUCAACUACACUCGUCUUUCAGAAGUCUUGCGUAUUCCUGCUCAAUUGGAAGACUUCAAUGCAGGAACAGUGGAAGUGCAUCCAGAACCCAAGGUGGUGGCUGAAAUACAGAAGGGAAUCGAGCGUGCAAACGAAAACUCAUUAUCGAAUGCGCAGAAAGUGCAGAAGUUUGCGAUUUUGCCACAUGAUUUCUCAAUACCUACUGGUGAAUUGGGACCCACAUUGAAGUCUCGACGUAAUGUUAUUUUACAAAAGUAUGCCAAAGUUAUCGAUCGUCUUUAUAAAUAAAAUAUUAACAAAUUGC